AAAUAACAGUAGCAAUACCUUGUGCAAACAUGUAUAAAUAAUUUCCAGAUGCAAAUCUUCUAUUGUUUUUAAUAUAUAUGACAGUAGGAGUGGAAUACAAGGCUGCUCUCAAGCAGUGAGUAACAAUUUUGAAUGAGUAAGACUUCAACGAAGGGGUGAGUUCGACUGGAAACGUCUCAGUGCAAAAUAUUCUUCAUCACAAGAGGGAGAUACUUCAGUAAAAUCCAUUCAGAAAUGAAGGCGCCUCCCUGCAAUUGUAAAUGGAGCCCGACCUCUCCAGUGAGGGCUGUGAAGAGUUAAAUCAGACAGUUCCUAAGUGUUGUAGUCUCUCCCCUUCUCCACCGUUUUCCCCCUCUCUGUUCUCUCUCUCUCUCUCUCUCCUUCUAGUUUUGGCAGGGGAUUAAAGUAGCUCCCCCCUGUGGCAGCAGUGACCCAGAAAUGAGUUUGAUUCACAGAGUCCUUCCUCCAUAACAAGUAAAAACGUCAGUCAGUGUGUGUGUGAGUGUAUGUGUGUGUGUGUGAAGGGAGCCCACAAUCUGCUCCCACUCUCCAGUGCUUGUCUGAACUCAUGAGGCAGCAGAGACCCUUUCGCGCAGAGAAACUCCAACCUCACUGGCAACCAUCGCGGCAGCAGCAGCAGGCCACCAGCUGUUUCCCGUGGAGAUCAUGAAAAGAAGUCGGCUUCCUAGCAGCAGUGAGGAUUCUGAUGACAAUGGCAGCUUGUCCACCUGGUCCCAGCAUUCCAGAUCUCGACACCGGAGGAAUUCAUGCUCCAGACAUGAAGACCGAAAACCUUCUGAGCUGGCACCCAGCAACCUUUCCUCUGGCCAGGAGAUCAGGGAGUUCAGCUGCUACCACAGUCACUGCCAGCACCAAGUGUUCAGAACGGACUUGAUCACUGCCAUGAAGCUACCCGACUCCUACCAACUGAACCCUGAAGAGUACUAUGUGCUGGCAGACCCCUGGAGGCAGGAAUGGGAAAAGGGAGUUCAGGUGCCAGUUAGCCCGGAGGCCAUCCCUGAACCAGUAGCGAGGGUUGUGUCUGAGACAAAAGCAGUCACAUUUACAAGACCCAGGAAGUACAUCCUUUCUUCAGGUUCUGAGCCUCCUGAGCUGGGAUAUGUUGACAUUCGAACUUUGGCAGACAGUGUGUGUCGCUAUGACCUCAAUGAUGUGGAUGCAGCAUGGUUAGAACUGGCCAACGAAGAACUGAAAGAGAUGGGAAUGCCUGAACUGGAUGAGUACACGAUGGAGAGAGUCAUGGAGGAAUUUGAACAGCGAUGCUAUGACAGUAUGAACCAUGCUAUUGAGACUGAAGAAGGGCUGGGGAUCGAGUAUGAUGAGGACGUUGUCUGCGAUGUUUGCCAGUCCCCAGAUGGGGAGGAUGGCAACGAAAUGGUGUUCUGUGACAAAUGCAAUAUCUGUGUACACCAGGCAUGUUAUGGAAUUUUAAAGGUGCCAGAAGGCAGUUGGCUUUGCCGGACCUGUGCGCUUGGUGUUCAGCCAAAGUGUUUAUUGUGUCCCAAGAAAGGUGGAGCUAUGAAGCCAACUCGUAGUGGGACGAAGUGGGUCCAUGUUAGCUGUGCACUCUGGAUUCCAGAGGUGAGUAUUGGCAGCCCAGAAAAGAUGGAGCCCAUAACCAAGGUCUCUCACAUUCCCAGCAGUAGAUGGGCAUUAGUGUGCAGCCUUUGCAAUGAGAAGAUUGGGGCAUCCAUACAGUGCUCGGUGAAAAACUGCCGAACAGCUUUUCAUGUCACAUGUGCAUUUGACCGUGGCUUGGAGAUGAAGACCAUCCUGGCGGAGAACGAUGAGGUCAAGUUCAAGUCAUACUGCCCCAAGCACAGCUCCACCAAAAAACUGGAUGACGAAAACCUCUGUGAAAACACCAGCCAGGAGAAUGAGAAUGGGACACAGGACAGCUCCCCUUGUGCCCAUAUAGAGCCCUUCCACAGCCUUGAUCAAAACCAGGAGGAGGCCCACAGGGUCAGUGUCCGCAAGCAGAAGCUCCAGCAGCUGGAAGACGAGUUCUAUAUGUUUGUCAAUGUCUUGGAAGUGACCAAGGCCCUGCGGCUGCCUGAAGAGCUGGUGGAGUUCCUGUACCAGUACUGGAAGCUCAAGAGGAAAGGCAAUUUCAACAAACCCUUGAUCACCCCAAAGAAAGAUGAAGAGGACAAUCUGGCCAAGCGGGAGCAGGAUGUUUUGUUCAGGAGAUUGCAGCUCUUCACGCACCUCCGGCAGGAUUUGGAGAGGGUUCGGAAUCUGACUUACAUGGUGACCCGAAGGGAGAAGAUUAAGAGAUCUGUUUGCAAAGUCCAGGAACAGAUAUUCAAUCUCUACACAAAACUUAUGGAUCAAGAAAGAGUUCCAGGUGUGCCUUCCUCCUCCUCAGCAGAAAACAUGGUGUUGUUCAACAGUCCACCUUUGGGUCCUGAUGCUCCCAAAAUAGAGGAUUUGAAGUGGCAUUCUGCUUUCUUCAGGAAGCAAAUGGGCACUUCUCUGACACACACAUUGAAAAAAUCACACAAGGGAGACAGAGUAAGGAACAGCUCUGGAAGUGACAGAAAAUCCCUGCUCAAGCAGCCCAGCCGAAGGGAAGGUGUGACUCCAGGUAGCUUUUUAAAUUUUGAAAAGGCCUUUGCAGAAGCACGCAUUGUAUCAGCACAACAGAGAAAUGGGAUAGUUAUGCCAGACCACAGGAAAAGAAGAGACAAUCGUUCCUCUUAUGAGGUAAUCAAGGCAGAACUGAAGGAAAAGCCUUCCAAGCACAGCCACAAGCCACUGACAUCCACAGAAGUGUCUCAAAGGCAAUCAGAAAACAAAAAGUCUGCGAACCAUCCAGGUGGUAGGUCAGUACCUGGCCCACGGAGGGAUAUAGUGCCUAAAUGCAAUGGAUCCCUCAUCAAAAUAAACUAUAACCGGCCUGCGGUUAAAGUGCCUACUACACCCACAAGCCCAGUGAAAAACUGGGGCGGAUUCCGAAUUCCAAAGAAGGGGGAGAGACAACACCAGGGAGAGAUCCAGGAGGAGACCUGCCACCAGAACUCUAACUAUCCAUACUUGGGCAUGGACAGAGUUUUGCCUAAAGACAGGGCAAAAAGCAAACUAAAGACAGACAGGGAGAAUGAUGGGUAUGCUCCUGAUGCUGAAAUGAGUGACUCAGAAACUGAAGUGACUGAGAAAAAAUGCAGACAGCAAAGGCUUAGUCCAAACAGCACGAUCAACAGGAGGACAGACAUUAUUAGAAGAAGUAUCCUUGCUUCCUGACUGGACAGUAAGACACAUCUUCAAGCACCAUGGUCAACAGAGGCACUGCCUGCAAACGCACUCUGUAUUAUUUAUUGGUGUGAGGAGGGGGUUUUAGACAUGCCUACAGAUUGACAAAGAGAUAACCAGUUACCCCUGAGCUGUAUAAACCUUUACGUACACUUAAGACUAUGAUUUUGCCCUUGUACCUGAGUCCUUAUAAUCUGUUUCUGUGAGAAGUUUAAACCUUUUUUAUUUGCAACUUUCUUGAGGAAAUAAGAUGACAUCACUAUUACAAUGGAAUCUUUGGUGGAACACUAAAAGAAUUCAUUAAACACGUGGGGGGUAGGGGAGGUUGCAUCUGUCUCCCUUUAGCAAAACAGCACUGACAAGAAUUUUUUCCCUCUCCCCAAAAGCACAAACUGUUAAUUUAACUAGUGUGUUCUAUAUCAAAUAUGGUUAUCAAACUAUCCAGCAUUACUAAAUCCAUUACAAAUACUCGCUUUCCUUGGACUGUGACAUGUCUUUAAGUCAUAUUUGCCUGCAGAAUGUUUUUGUUGUAUUAGAGUUCAGUAUACAUGGCAGCUCUAAAUAUUCCAUAACUCCAGAGAGUUUACAUGUAAAUACGUCCAACAGAUAGUCAGUUUUAACCACAAUUAUUGGAGAAAAAUGAAGGGGACAGGUUAGAGCUGCAGCUGCUUAGUGAUACAAUAGUAACAACAUGAACAGACCCAGUCUGAGCACAGAGCCAUAGUCCUAAGCUCUUCAGUUCUGGGGAAAGAAGAUAGUUCGUCCACUAUCCAAAGGGACAAAUUUAGGGUCUACUGCAUUCUGUGGAACAAUCCACAGAGCAGCUUUAGCAUUAUCCAGUCACCUACCCUCCAGGAAUAUGAUGACAAUUCAAGUGGGUAUGACUAACUUGAAGGCACUAGUCAGCAUGAUUUCCCAACGCCAGCCACUUAUGCACUAAUGGUAUGUACUGGGAAAUCCAAGCAUCUGACACUAAAGCAUUACUUUAAAGAAGGACAAAUAUAUAUAUAUAUACACACAUACAUAUAUAUUUUUAAAUAGAAUAAAAAGGAAAGGCAAUAAGUUGUGAUUAGCUCUUUACAUUCAGACCAAGAUAAAGUGAUUUCAUUCUGUUCUGGACUAGAAUUGAUGAGAGAGGGAGCUCACAGUCUGAUUACAUAACUUUUUAAAAUAACUGCCAAUGGCAAUAACUAGUGAGUAAGCUAUCAGCAAUAACAUUAACAGUACAUAGAGAGACUGUUUUGUUUGUGCAGUGAAUUGAGUGCACAUGUAUCAUAACAAUGGAAGUUAUAAGAGCCUGAAAUGUUUGGAAUGCUGCAUCAAUGUAAGGCAGGCACAAAAUAGUUGAAAGAAAGUUUAAGCAGAAAUUAGUUUAGAAAUAUGGGCAGAUGGAAGAAUCCCUUUUUCUUUCUCUCAACCUACUGCUAUCAGUAUUCAGUUACAUAAUACAUUUUAACAUUUAACCCCUUCUCACUGGGGCAGGGAAAGAAUAAAGAAACAUUAGAACUUUGCUGUUAACUUUAAGUCUUCCAGAGAAUUCAGUUCACAAAAUAGGCUUAUUGACAUUCCAUCUUGCUAUGCAAGUUAUCAAAUAAUUAAAAACUUCAAACAAAUGCUUCCCUAUCAUUAGUUCUACUUUUUAAACUAAAUUGAGACAUAACCUUUUGACACUUAAUGGAAUAAUCUUGGGAAGGGGAAAUGUUUGUAUUGAAACGAUACUUUGUUAAACCUUGCUGCUCCUGAGAAAGCAGAUUUAUCUCAUGACUUUGCUGGUCAGAUUAACUUGUUGCACAUAACAAAGGAGGAAUGGUGGAUCUGAGUCACACAGAGAUUCAUUCUUGACAUGACUUAAAAUAUUAAAAUUCUUAUUUGAUUAAAAAUAAUUUUUUUAUUGGCUAUGGGAGAAGAGGGAAGUACGGUUGAUUUCACUUUUAACUUUAGCAACAUUUCUAGAUGAGGGCUAAGUUUAUUACUGUAAGGAGGUUGUGAUAUAGGGAAUUGUUUGUCAAGCCAUAAAAGGAAAAAAAAAUAAAUUUGAUUCUAAGCAAACAUUUAACCUCACAUCAGUUUGAAAGAGGUACCUGAUUCAUUUGCACUAUUAUGAAUGCUAGCAUUGUGCAGAAAUAUUGCCUUAUCUGUUUUACUCCCCACACAUUUAGGUUAAUAAGCUUUCUAAUGUUCCACGUUAUGCUGAACCAAAUAAAAUGCUUUCCCCAAACCUUUAAUUACAAAUAAGCUACAAGGCAAGCUAAUUGCAGUAUGACCAGCUGUAAAAGUUAGUUUCAUGCCAAGCUUAGCGCUCACCAACAGAGGAGUCAUAAGUAUAGCAGUAACAACCCAAACCCACCCCUUGUGUUUUAUUGGUAUGGAAUCAUUCAUUUUUUUUUUUUUUUAAGCUUUACCUUUCCUUGUGCAGAUUGACCAAGCAAUCUCUUUGAUUAUGAUUGGUGUAUUAUGUCAAAAUGUAGGCUAGUUAAACUUUUGUAAAGUUGCCUGGAAUGUCAUUUGUUAGGGUAUAAACACACACAAAUCUAAAUGAAGGGUUUAUUCGUGUCAUGUGUGCAAGUCUUAAUUAUUUUAAAAAUUUGAAAAAAAAUUGUCAUUACAUUUGUAAAAUCUUGUACAGAAGAUUUUUCACUAUGUGCCUAGCUUUGGUGUCCAUUCAGCUAAAAUUAAAAAAAAAAAGGUGCAUGAAGAGAAACAGAUAGAAUCAGAGAUAAAAAGUAUAUGUAGAGAUGACUAUUUUAUAUUACUUGGCCCAAUCCUGUAUUUAUUUUACCCCUUUUCUGACGUAUUUAUAAAGAUCUAGUUGAAGACAGCUGUAUUUUUUUGUUAAAAUAUUUAGUAGAAUUGUGCCUUUGUCUGUAUGUGAAUAAAUGCUGUACAUUUUGCA
Messenger RNA from Chelonoidis abingdonii (Abingdon island giant tortoise), 6166 nucleotides. It is a transcript of the gene JADE1, whose product is annotated as jade family PHD finger 1. The record is from RefSeq and is a predicted model, not a curated record. Gene Ontology annotation, cellular component: histone acetyltransferase complex. Gene Ontology annotation, biological process: regulation of transcription by RNA polymerase II. NCBI's taxonomy places the organism in Eukaryota, Metazoa, Chordata, Testudines, Testudinidae.